Penicillium maclennaniae is the source of this 1293-nucleotide messenger RNA. RefSeq lists its product as uncharacterized. The annotation marks the transcript as partial. Lineage: Eukaryota; Fungi; Ascomycota; Eurotiomycetes; Eurotiales; Aspergillaceae. Gene Ontology annotation, biological process: reciprocal meiotic recombination. The transcript has 3 exons. The record is from RefSeq and is a predicted model, not a curated record.
UCUGGAGGUUCAACAUGCCUCUCGUCCCCCAACCUCAGAUUGCCUCCCAAGUGGCCCGGCUCCCUCUGGCCAAAUUCUCCCAUACGACCACCUCCAUCGACCACAGCGGACCAUUGUCCUGGAUUCAUGUCAAUGGCAACGGAGGUCUUGUUUGUCUUUUGGACAAGUUCUCCGGGGCCCAUCGACACCAUCAAGAUUGAUCCUGCGAGUCGUAAACAACCAAGGGAUUCUGCGCAUUCACCCUCGAAACCACCCUUCGCCGUGGUGGUCAAGUCCCCUUGUCUGGCAGUGAAAUACGCGCAAAGCCAAACUCACGUCCGCCGUUUCCAACUCAAAUUCACCCAAGAUCGAGAUUACUACUCGGCGCUUGCGAUUCUAAGCGAGAUUAAUUGCCCGUUGGCGGAAGGGAGUGCAUCAACUCAGACACUGCAGAGACCACCUUCAACUAGUUCUUGGACAUCAGUGCCCUCCGUCCAAUUGUCGACCACCACAUUGAGCAAUGCGAACAAUGCAAUGACUCCCGAUAGCAAUGGGCCCGGUUCUAUGUAUCCGGUCCUCGGAUAUGAGCAAGGAGUACACAUAAGUUCUAGUCAGACCUCUGACACCACAUCCGUGCAGCAAAAAGCCAGGCAUAUCGCUCCUGAGUCUCAGAAUCUCGAGCAGGGAAAAGCAAGCAGCCGGCCUGCCAGCACUCCAGCCUACCACGACGAAAGUCAACUCAACCGGAUGCUUCCACCACGGCGGGAACUUCCUUUUGCCAAGUCAGGCAAGAGAAAAUCUAGAGCUGCCAGUGCCAGCGAGCGGACUUUUGAGCACCUCGUACUCGAAUCAUCAACCGAGCGGGAAGCCAAUGCACUCCGGUACCAGGGAGCGGAUCCAUUGAACAAGACGAAAGCCCCUUCACGACACGACUCGUAUGUCCCAGACUCGCAACCCGAGGCUCAAUCUCAACCCUUUCCCUCAACCCAACAACCUCAAACACGAGGGUCACCAGAGCUCCAGCCAUCCGCUGCACCGCGCCAAGAUAUUCAUCGUACAAUGGUCCGAGGGGAAUCUCCCGAACAUGCCGAUACCCAGCUAGUUCAGACACAGGAAUAUGUCCCUACUUACGGAAACACCUCCAUCGAGAACCAGCUCGAGCAGUACAUUGCUUCCCCAAGCGCAGAGCGAAUUGCCUUCCUGGAGAACUGGAUGUGCGAGUUACUCGAUGACGACAAGUUCCUUACUUUAUGCCAGGACGUUGAGGGGACGUGGAGACGCUUUGCAUUCGGCCAGAAGAGGGGAUUCGAGUGA